This is a messenger RNA of Ctenopharyngodon idella (grass carp), 3749 nucleotides long. It is a transcript of the gene atf6, whose product is annotated as activating transcription factor 6. Gene Ontology annotation, molecular function: RNA polymerase II cis-regulatory region sequence-specific DNA binding; DNA-binding transcription factor activity, RNA polymerase II-specific. Gene Ontology annotation, biological process: regulation of transcription by RNA polymerase II; endoplasmic reticulum unfolded protein response. Gene Ontology annotation, cellular component: nucleus. The coding region runs from base 170 to 2116 and encodes 648 amino acids. The record is from RefSeq and is a predicted model, not a curated record. NCBI's taxonomy places the organism in Eukaryota, Metazoa, Chordata, Actinopteri, Cypriniformes, Xenocyprididae. The transcript has 16 exons.
UUCGGCACCCGUAGAGUUGCCGUAAACUAGACGUGUACUUGCUGCAUUAUUGUUAUGUAGUUUCAUCAGAAUCGGGAAAUGCGUGUUUACAACCUCACACAAAACUCAUCUAUAACUAGUGUCCGUCACCCGACUCACUUUUAACCGUUACUAAUGUUUUCAAGGCAUAAUGUCGUCAGAUUUGAUGUUAGAUUUCGUAAAUCAGUCGGUGAUGAAUAAGGAAGCAGGGGAUAUUUCCAUCGAUCAGGAUGGAGAGUGGGAUAUCAGUUUAUUUGAUGAGCUGGAGGAUCUUGGGGAUGCUGACGAGCUUCUGGAGGCGUUGGUGGAGAGUGUAGGCUAUGACACCUCUGUUCCUGACCUGAACUUUGACAUUGAGCACCCAUUGUGGAGUAGCCCUCGAUCAGAUGGUGAUGUAACUGUAGACUCACUGUCACCAAACCACACACUCAGUUCAGUGUCCUCACCAGCGUCAGUGGAGCCCCACUCACCGUACUCCAUACAUGAUGAGGCACUAUCUCCAGUCUCCUGGUAUUCUCAGCCCUCUCCACUGUCUGUCUAUUCUGACUCGAGUGGUUUUGCUGAGGCACCCACUGAGAAGAAGCCUAUCAAGAGGACCAAUCAGACAAAAGCAAAGCCUCUUCAGCCAGCAAAGAGACCCAUACAGGUUAGCCCCAAGGUUUCCAUUCAGCCUAAACCUCUCAUUACCACGGUGCCCAUCACCCAUGCUACAGCCCCGCUUCAGACCAAGACCAUCAUCAUCCAACCUCUCCAGACUACUGUUCUGCCUGUGGUGAAACCUUCACCUGUCACUAUUCAGCCAGCGCCCCCUACAGGUCAACAAAUGCUGCUAUCUCAGCCCACUCAGGUUGUCCAGCUUCAGACGCCUCAGGCAGUGCCCACGCGUGUAGUCACUGUGUCAACGCUGGCUCAGGACAGAUCCAUCUCUGUUGUUGCUCCGGUAACAGCAUCUCCUGUGGUCACCAUGACACUACAGAAUUCCAGCCUUGAGGAUGAUUCAAGUGCUUCUCGGAGACAGCAGCGCAUGAUAAAGAACAGAGAGUCUGCCUCUCUCUCCCGGAAGAAGAAAAAGGAGUAUUUGCUGACGCUGGAGGCCCGUCUGAAGGUGGCGCUCUCAGAGAACGAGAAGCUGAAGAAUGAAAAUGGCACACUGAAAAGACAAGUGGAAGGCCUUAUGAGUGAGAACUCUGUGCUGAAAGCAACAGCUCCAAAACGGAGAGCUGUGUGUCUUAUGGCGGUCCUGGUCUUCUUGGUCUUCAACUUGGGUCCAAUGAGUCUGCUUGGAGGAUACAGAGGGUCUACGUUUCCUGCUGCCCCUGGGUUCAAUGGCAGACACCUGCUGGGCUUUUCCCCAGAGUCAGAGAAAAACUUCAAUUCAGACCGGCCUCAGACUGAUACAUUUAACCCUGUGAACAGGUUGGAGGAUGUGGAAUCAGAGCAGAAGGCUCUGAUGGUAGUCAAGGAUCCUCUGUAUUUCAGAACUCCACCCCCCUGCCAGCCACCCGUCAACAGGACCAAGUGCAUUAAGAUAGCACAUGAGCUAAGAGGCUGGGUACAUCGUCAUGAGGUUGAGCGGACCAAAACCCGCCGCAUGAGCAACACUCAAAACAGAGGCAGAACCAUCCCGAAAGCAGCAGAUAAACAGGCUGAGGUACCACAGAUAAUGACACAGAUCCAGUACACGGAUUCCACUGAAAAGAUUCCCAGCAGCGAGCUGCAGGUGUACUAUGCCCCGCGCCGCACCUACAAUGACUUCUUUGAUGAACUCAACAGAAGAGGGGACACAUUCUACGUGAUCUCUUUCCGCCGGGAUCACCUCCUCCUUCCCGCCACCAAUCACAACAAAGGCAGCCGCCCCAAGAUGUCUGUGAUCCUGCCAGCUAUGAAUUAUAAUGAGAGCAUCAUAAAAGACAAAGAGUUUGAGGUGAUGAUGCAGAUCGACUGUGAGGUCAUGGACACCAGGAUCCUCCACAUCAAGUCGUCUAGUAUUCCACCCAUCUUGCGGGUAAAUCAGACGGACACAGGCUCUUUCUAUCACGCGGCCCCCAGCAAUAAUCAGCCCGCGGCCCCAGUUGGAGUCCUCAUGGGUUCUUCUUAGUUCCAGCAAUCCACUAACCACAAAAAAUGAAUUGAUUUGUUGUGAAUUAGCCAGUUUUCCAACCAUCAGCUAUUUGGUUACAUAAUAAGCCUCUCCUUUUCUUUUUUGGGACUUUCUAUUCGAGUGGCAAAUGAAGAUCUUGGUAAUCUUCUACCAAGAUCCUCAAGAUAAUUGAUCAACUCUUGCAGUCACCUCUUCAAAAUGCAUCUAGUGGGCCAUUCAGUACUAAUGAAAGUCAGAUUACUGUCUUUAUUCCAUUGUUUCCAGAGACCACUGUUACACAUCUAUCAUCAAAGGCAUCUACAUUUACAUUUAUGUAUUUGACUGAAGUGCUUUCAAGAUAUACAUGUCUUUUCAGUUUGUGUGUGCCCUAGACAUUGAACCCACAACCUUAGGGUUGUUGGUGCCAUACACUGCCAACAGGAGCAUUCAUCUACCAAAUCUCCCAAACCAAAGUGCGAUCGGGCUCGAUUAUUGAAUUCUUCUCUGCUAUAUGUGGUAGCUGUCAGGGACUUGUCUUUGAUUUAGUUUGCACUGUGCUUAUUUUGUUUUAUAAAAUUUAUUGAAAUAUUUAUGAAGAUUUGUACCUUGCUUGUCUGGUGGACCUUUAAUGGUCAUAUUCAGCUAAUUAUUCUUCAAUACUACUAUCCUCAAACGUGAGUUUUGUGUUUUUUGUUUUGUUUUUUUUGCUUUAUGACGUAACUAUUGAAUAGAAAAGUAAGAAAAUGGAUUAUUUCCAUUUUGAGUCUGUGACAUUUUGUAUAAUUUGCUUGCAUUUUUCAUUCUUCUGAUUCUGCACAGUGAUAAAUAUAUCAACAACAACAAAAAAAAGUGUAAAAGAAGAUACAGUAUUUAGAUAAUACUUCUGUCUUAUGUUUAGUCUUUGAAGGUUAAUCAUUUUUGACUAAUUCUAAUUGAAAUAGCAGUUUGGGGUUAGGGUUCAGGCUACAUCUGUCAGUUCUUUUUAAUAUAUUUUAUGCCCUCAUGUUCAUCUUAGUGGGUUUAAAUGAGGUGUACUUGACAUAAAUUCAGUUCUUAACAUAACACCGUUUAAUUUGAAGUUUUAGGAGACACACAAUUAUUAAUGCUAAUAUUUUACCUUGUCUGUCCUUGUACACUAUGUAUUUGUCUCUGUUAUUCUGGCCUAUUUAGAUGUUUGCUCGUUUCUUGUUAAGGAUGCUGUGGUCAGUUAUCAUUUUGAAAGCAGUGUGCUCAUUAGCUUGUCCUGUCCAACCUGUUUUCACUUUCAAAGAACCAUUCCCCUUCAAAGACAAACUUACAUGUGCUGACCAAUCACCAUUAGAACUCCUCUAAGAGGGGGGGUUGUAGGAUUCUUCAUAAUUUGAAUUUCACAAAUUAUAAAAACUCAGGUGAAGCUUUGUUCUCCAAAUGUGAAUGAUUUAUUAGAAUAUUUUAGUGAGAGAAAAUAUCACAUUUCAACCUUGGCAUUGCAGUAGAAAUGUCUUUGUUGUGUUCCUAAUUAAUACUCUUUAAUUUCAUCAAAUCCCUUUUUCUUUUUGAGCAAUGUUUUUAUGUUGAAUCUAUUUUCUGUAUCUUUUUGUUUGUUUGUUCACACAGUGAAAGAAAUGAAAGCAAUUUUGUAACAAUGCAAAGUAAUAAACACUGGACUGAA